GUAAGAAUGAUCUCAGAUGGUGCAACACCAAAGAAAGACUAUCGUGCUGCGACUUUUGUUCAUGUUUAAGGUAGGAGGUGUUAAAAUAAUAAUGCAGUGGUAGUGCAGGUGUUGUUGUUGUUGUGUUUAACUCAACUCGCCAGUAUUACAAAAUGGAGCUAAACGACGAGCCUAAGGAGUUCAGCAACGAACAACAAAUGGCGCGUGUCGUGUCGAGUUUCAUGGUGCACAGAUCUUGCUCCCAGCUACAGCCUCACUUGCCCGCACAGCAGCUACUCCAGCCAUAUCUCUCCACCAGUGACUUGACAGAUUUAAGGAGAAACUUUCAAGUGGCUAGCUGUGACGAUCCCCAACUCAUGAGUCAGCUGGAAAGUCGUCUAGAGGCCAUACCUAGCAUUGAAAGGUACAGAUGUAUAAAUCAUCUGCAGAAGAGAAUAGGUACGGGUAACGUGCACUCUCCUGCCAAUAACAGGGGACAUCAUUUGGAUCGACAAGAAAAUCCAGAAGCGUUUAUAGACAAUAAUCUUCCAGCUCAUUCCUCUGAUUUUCGACACCAUACUAUUCUCAGUUACAAUUGUCAAUCCAUUGGUUCACUGCAGAUGAACUCAAGCCAACAUAUUGCACAACUAAAUUACCCGUCACAAAACACAAUAAGUCAUGAAGUACCAAAAAAUAAUAUGACAUUUUUUGACGAGCUGGACUUUGAAAGACAUAAUAACAAUAGCAAACCAAAGAAUACACUUCUCUUUCUUCCAGAGAAUACUGUCUCAGGCAUUGGGAUGAGAAGCGUCAAUGAACUGGCAUCGAUUCUACCAGAAAACUUCAGCUCGUCACCCAAUGCUAAUGAAAGUUUCAUGCCACCACUGUCUCCCAAGAAGAACAUCAAGAAAGAGAGCUGUCAGAAUGAUCAGCUGACUUCUCUCUUUGAGCCACCUCCACCAACACACAACAACACAAGUACAUCCCCCAGAGAUAACAAUGAGUCGCUUUUCACGCAAAGCCAAUUAGAUAACGCCUGGCUUUUGUUACAGAAUUUAAACCAUACACUAACGGGGAAAACAAACAAUGAGACAUGUCCUGUAAAGAAAGAAGCAGAUAGUCUGGGCACAGUUUUGGUGGAUACCAGGCCAUCUUCAGUUCAUUCCCUUUCUUCAGACACAGGGGCAAGCAGCGCUCAAACAAAAGCCCCAAUACGAUCCCAAUCAGAAAGCUGGUCCUGCAUGCCAGCUAUCAGUCAUGCCUCCGCUAGCUCCAGUAAGGACCCAUCCUAUCUGGAAAAAAGACGUAAAAACAAUGAAAGCGCCAAGAGAUCUCGUGAGGCUCGACGCAAAAGAGAAAACCUUCUGGCCAUGAGAGUACUGGAGCUGGAGGAAGAGAACCGACAACUUGAAGCCAAACUGGCAAUGUGCCUUGAAGCACUUCAACACUGGAGAAGGAAGUUGUUUGUAUAAUCCUUGAGCCAAAUUAGUUUAUACAAGGUGUUCAAUUAACACACGGAUUUUUAGAGGAGAGAUACUAUGUAAAUAGAUUUUUCAACCACU
Molecule: messenger RNA, 1541 nt
Organism: Biomphalaria glabrata
Lineage: Eukaryota; Metazoa; Mollusca; Gastropoda; Planorbidae
Exons: 2
Coding region: 153-1451 (432 amino acids)
Biological process (GO): regulation of DNA-templated transcription; circadian rhythm
Cellular component (GO): nucleus
Molecular function (GO): DNA-binding transcription factor activity; DNA binding
Source: RefSeq, a predicted model, not a curated record